Molecule: messenger RNA, 4947 nt
Organism: Harpia harpyja (harpy eagle)
Lineage: Eukaryota; Metazoa; Chordata; Aves; Accipitriformes; Accipitridae
Gene: SGSM2
Product: small G protein signaling modulator 2
Exons: 24
Coding region: 413-3433 (1006 amino acids)
Molecular function (GO): GTPase activator activity
Source: RefSeq, a predicted model, not a curated record
GUAAAGCAGAUCAUGGAAGAAGCUGUCACCCGGAAAUUUGUCCAUGAAGACAGCAGUCACAUCAUCGCCUUAUGUGGACCUGAAAUCCAAGCAAUUAUCAGAGUCACCAAACGUCACGAUUGCCAGCCCCAAGCAAUGAAAAAUCAUGAGUCAGAAAUCUUUUCCUUCAUGGCCCUAAAUUACAAGACUGGAUUAAAGUUCAUGACAGGAAAAUAAAAUCAACUGAGGAAUAGAAAUGUAUUUCUUAAAUACAUUUCUUAUCCAGACAUUCUUAUCCAGUGGUAUGCUUCAAGAUGGCAAAGCUUUCAGAAGAAUAUCAAAUAUCCGCAGACUUGCAGUAAAAUCGUGGAAGGCGGCAAUGUGGGAAACUCUUCUUUGUUUUUAAGGUGUUGUGGAAGCGUGUCUCCUGCACAUGCUGAAGCGCAGGGCUGCUGGCUUCCUGCGGACUGACAAGGUGGCUGCACUGUUCACCAAAGUUGGCAAGACAUACGCAAUAGCUGGAGACAUAUGCAAGAAAGUGCAGGAGCUGCAGCAGCAGGUAGAAAGCAGGAAAAAUCAGCCAGAUGGGCAGGAACCCCUCAAGAGGCAGGGAUCAACCACAAGCAAAACACCUGUCUUGACACCUCAGGCCAUCAAACACAUAUGGGUUCGGACAGCAUUGAUUGAGAAAGUGCUCGACAAGAUUGUGCAGUAUAUCGUUGAUAACUGCAGUAAAUAUUAUGAAAAAGAAGCUUUACUGGCAGAUCCUGUUUGUGGUCCAAUACUGGCUUCUCUUCUAGUUGGACCAUGUGCUCUGGAGUACACCAAGCUAAAAACAGCAGAUCACUAUUGGACAGACCCUUCAGCAGAUGAGCUUGUUCAACGACACCGGAUUCAUGGAGUACACGGCCGCCAAGACUCUCCUUCGAAGCGCCCAGCCCUGGGAGUCCGGAAACGACAUUCAAGUGGGAGCACAUCAGAAGAUCGCUUUGCUGCUUCGGCGAGAGAGUAUGUGGAGUCUUUGCACCAGAAUUCCCGAACACACCUUUUGUAUGGAAAAAACAAUGUCUUAGUCCAGCCGAAAGAUGACUUGGAGGCAAUUCCUGGGUAUCUCUCCCUUCAUCAGUCAGCAGAUAGUUUGACAUUAAAAUGGACUCCAAAUCAGCUGAUGAAUGGAACCCUUGGAGAUUCAGAGCUGGAGAAAAGUGUUUACUGGGACUACGCAUUAAUAGUGCCACUCAGCCAGAUCGUCUGCAUUCACUGCCAUCAGCAACCAGAAAGCAGAUGGACAUUAGUCUUGGUGAGUCAGGAUGGAACUCAGAGACCUCCGCUGCACUUCCCCCAAGGAGGUCACCUCCUCGCGUUUCUCUCCUGUCUGGAAAAUGGUCUUCUGCCUCGUGGUCAGCUGGAACCACCACUUUGGUCCCAACAGGGCAAGGGUAAGGUAUUUCCAAAGCUUCGAAAACGGAACAGCAACAAAUCAGUGGACCUAGAGGAAAUGCCAGCUGAAGAUACUUCUACAGACUAUGUGUUCAGAAUUAUCUAUCCAGGACACAAGCAUGAUAACAUAACUAUUAACUACCACCACUUAGCUGCCAGCCGCUCUACCUCUGUUGACGAUGAUGAGGAGGAGGAAGAUAAGCUACACGCAAUGCUAUCAAUGAUCUGCUCUCGGAACCUCACAGCUCCUAAUAGGAUGAAAGACACCAGCGAAAUGAUAGAGAUGCAAGGCUUUGGGGCAAAUUUGCUUUCGUGGCAGCUGGAGCACUGCAGCCAAGGUUCCUCGUGUGUCUCCUGUUCAACAGGCAGCUCUCCCUAUGAUAUAUCCAGCUGUUGCAACUGCAUCCAUGAUAGAACUCCAUUAAAGAUGUUGUGUGAAAGCAUGAAGAGGCAAAUAGUUUCCAGAGCCUUUUAUGGAUGGCUUGCCUACUGCCGCCAUUUGUCAACAGUGCGAACGCAUCUGUCUGCCCUCGUGAACCACACUAUUAUCCCACCUGACAAACCAUCCAGUGCUGCAGGCGGCCUGACUAAAGAGGUCUGGAGCAAGUAUCAGAAGGACAAGAAGAAUUACAAGGAACUGGAAUUACUUAGAAGAGUUUACUACGGCGGGGUACAGCAUGAGAUUCGAAAGGAAGUAUGGCCAUUCUUGUUAGGUCACUAUAAAUUUGGCAUGGCUAAAAAGGAAAUGGACCAGGUGGAUGAAGACAUUGCUCUCCGGUAUCAGAAGGUCAUGGCUGAGUGGAAAGCCUGUGAAGUCAUUGUAAAGCAGCGAGAGAAAGAAUCACAUUCUGCUACGCUGGCCAAGUUUUCAUCAGGCAGCAGCAUUGACAGCCAUGUCCAGCGACUGAUUCACAGGGACUCUACCAUCAGCAACGAUGUCUUUAUAUCUGUAGAUGAAACGGACUCAGCGGAGCAGGACUCAAAAGGUCAGGACGACCCCACUUUCACCAUACUGUCUGCCGACACGCCAGCAGCAGUAGCUGCUGUAGAGCAACAGUCUGUGGAGUUUGACUCCCCUGACUCUGGGCUGCCGUCCUCGCGGAACUACUCUGUGGCCUCAGGCAUCCUGUCCAGUAUCGAUGACGGGCAGAGCGUCUCCUUUGAAGAUGGGGCUGAAGAAGAAGCUAGCACUGACUUGGAAAGGACUGAUUCAGACAUAUCACGUAUACAGAAAGCCAAGUCGGUUGUACUGCAGUCUCAGGAUUCUGUAUCAGAAGAGCAGCUGUGUUCCCAGGUGGAUUAUUUAAUGGAUGUUGCUUCUGUCUGCGCUGCAUCCUACACAAUAGAGUUAUUGGACACUGUUGCCUUAAAUUUGCACAGAAUUGAUAAAGAUGUCCAGAGAUGUGAUCGGAAUUACUGGUAUUUUACUGCUGAUAACCUGGAGAAACUCCGAAAUGUCAUGUGCAGUUAUGUUUGGGAGCACCUAGAAGUUGGUUACGUUCAAGGCAUGUGUGACCUCCUGGCUCCUUUGAUGGUUAUACUUGACAAUGAUCAACUGGCUUACAGCUGCUUCAGCCACCUGAUGAAGAGGAUGAGCCAGAACUUCCCCAAUGGAGGUGCUAUGGAUACGCACUUUGCCAACAUGCGGUCCCUAAUCCAAAUUCUAGACUCAGAGCUUUUUGAAUUGAUGCACCAGAACGGAGAUUACACGCACUUUUACUUCUGCUAUCGCUGGUUCCUGCUUGACUUUAAAAGAGAGUUGUUGUACGAGGAUGUAUUUACAGUGUGGGAAGUUAUUUGGGCAGCAAAGCACAUCUCUUCAGAACAUUUUGUCCUUUUCAUUGCCUUAGCACUUGUGGAAGUUUAUCGAGAGAUUAUCCGUGAUAACAACAUGGACUUCACUGAUAUCAUCAAGUUUUUUAAUGAAAUGGCAGAGCAUCAUAAUGCUGAGGAAAUUCUGAGGAUAGCAAGAGACCUUGUCUACAAAGUGCAGACACUGAUUGAAAAUAAGUGAUCAUGAACAGACUGUCAUUGUGGGCCUUGUUGUGAGCUAUUGGAUGGAGCGUUUCUUGCACUGUAACUUCAAAAUGGUGUUUUAAUUGCAUCUUCCAUGUAAUGUAAUAAAUAUCAAAGAGAUUUGUAACAGACUUUUAAAACCAGAACUUUUCCUUUACCAGAUAAGGUUUGUGUUUGAUAGUCCUUGUUACACUCACUUUGUAUUUCUAGACAAAAUCUUUUUGCAUUCUCUUAUUUCCCUCUCUAGAAGACCAUCUAUCUACAUAUUUGAGAUAUUAAAAAGGGGGGGAUUUGACAUACUAGAACAUUUAUAUUUUGACUUACUGCACCUUUAAAGCCUGGAUGCACAUUGUGUGCUCUGCCAGAACCUUCCAUGGAGGUAAGGCUGGUUCCAGUACUCACUAAAAAGUGUUGCAAGCAUUGAAUUGGGUCCUUGGUGGAGGACGUUUGUGGACUCAUUGUCUAUGCCUUGAACAUGGAAGAGAAUGUGUAUGAGCUCCUGUUGCUAAAACAUUUAGCAGGAUAUUUAGCAGCAAUUAAAGUAAAUAAAGUUACCAGCUGGGAGAAUAGCCUUAAACUAAAUAAUAGUUAAUAUGAACAGUGAAGAUGUGGCAACAUUAGCUAAAAACAUCAGUUAGCCUUUGCUGACUAGCUCAUGCUAUUGAGUCUUCAUGGCCUACACAUGCCACAGACAUGCCUUCAUUUUACUUUGCAAACUUACUCUGCAAAUAUUCCUAGAUGACAGGAUCUGCCUAAUGUAGUUCAGUUAACAAGUUUAGCACACAGAAACAGGUCCCCUGCUCAUGUUAGCAGCUCCCACGCUCUUUGCGUCUGUGCAGAGUGCCAUGAAGUUCAGAUCCUACAUCACAGAGCAGACACAGCAGAGCCUCGCCUCCUCCAGAUUACUCACUGCACACUACUAGCCUCCUCCUCCCUGCUCUGCAGAGCUUUCCAGGAGGACUUUCCUUGGGAUCCUGUGAACGCAAACCAGGCGCUCAUCUACUCAAGCAGGUAUCAGCACUUGCCUGAUGAAGCAGUUGAAAUCAUUGCCCAGGAUCCGAUCCACUUUGCUGCAGCACCAUGCUGUUUUGUAGAGCCGUCCAUGCGCCCCGGGGAAGUUCUGUGCCACUUCUUUUCCUGCUUGGCCGCAUGCUUUAACUAGCAGCAUAUGUUUCACCCCAUCCUGCAUAGAGAGCAGAGGUGACUGAGGGUUAGCUGGGCUUCUGCCCUGGAGCUGCAAAUAGGUCUGUUGCUGUCCUAGUACUUCAUCACACUGUAUAAAAUUAACACGUGUACUCUACCUACCUUCCCAGGGUGCGUGUUGUUUCCAAGUAAAGUGUAUCUCUGUCAGUGAGAGGGAGGGAGGAAGCAGGUUUUUGCUAAUGGGGUUAGCUGCAGAUUUCAUGGAUACUCGUGACCUGUGCUCCUAGGAAACCUAGGGACUUAGUGUAAGCACUGCAUGUAUUCCAAAGUAUUCCACCCUUUGCCAUUAGAACCUCAGCAAUUUUUAAA